This is a messenger RNA of Lichtheimia ornata, 1431 nucleotides long. RefSeq lists its product as uncharacterized. The transcript is spliced from 8 exons. The record is from RefSeq and is a predicted model, not a curated record. Bases 1 to 1431 code for a protein of 476 amino acids. NCBI's taxonomy places the organism in Eukaryota, Fungi, Mucoromycota, Mucoromycetes, Mucorales, Lichtheimiaceae.
AUGGCCUAUUUGGUUCCCAAGUCUGCGGGUGAUGAUUUCGGGAUUCAGAGGGACCAUUGCAGAGAGCUGCUUGUCUUUUGGUGCUUUGGAACUUACAAGAUCACAGCUAUGAUUGCUAAAAUCGGCUUGAUUUGGAUAUCAGCAGGAUUUCGUGCAUAUGGCUAUCAUUGUAAUCUACUUGUCUUCUGGGUCUUCGGGAUUUUCAUGGAUGAAGCUGUCAUUGGAUGUCGACAUGUUUUCGUGCGUAUGGCUAUCAUUGUAUGUGGUCUAUUCAGCAAGCCACUUGUCUUCUGGUUCUUUGGCUUAUCAUGGACGCAUCUGUCAUUGGAUGUCGACAUGUUUUCGUGCGUAUGGCAAUCAUUGUAUGCGGGCUAUUCAGCAAGCUACUUUUCUUCUGGAGUAUUGGGAUUUCUAUGGGUGCAGCUGUCAUUGGAUGUCAACGUGUUUUCGUGCAUAUGGAUAUCAUUGGUAAUUGCUGAUCCAUUCGUUCUACAACGCCUGCCAACCUCCGCUUUUAUCUUAGCAUGUGGGCUAUUCAUCAAGCUACUUGUCUUCUGGUCCUUUGGAAUUUUCAUGCAUGAAGCUGUCAUUGGUAAAUCAUUGUCCAUUCUUUUCAAUGCCUACUAUGCCUCUUUCAUGUGGGUCAUUCAGCGAGCUACUUGUCUUGUUCCCUUUGGAUUCUUGAUGGAUGCAGCUAUCAUUGGAUGUCGACAAGGUUUUAUUCAUAUGGCCUAUCAUUGUAUGUGUGUAUAUUCAGCAAACUACUUGUAUUUUGGUCCUUUGGAAUAUUCAUGGAUGCAGACGAAUCAUGUCAGGGUCAAAGAGCAACGUCUACAAAGCAUUCUUCAGUGUCAGCUUGCUCUAUUACAUCGUUCGAUUCGUUUUCGUUACUGUACCACCUAUUGGACACUUCCUUUUAUAGCAUCUGCAGCGGCAAGGCAACAAGUUCUAUACCUUUGGUGUCGCCAAGUUUUAUCUCGUCUUAUUGUGGUCCUAGUUGUUGACAACCCUUUCAAUGGAUAUCCUGCUACGCAUGCCUGUUAUUGGUGGAUCAUAUCAGCUACAAGCAAGAAGCAGCAACGAGCAACAGAGCCCACAUCUUUAGCGUCAGCAACAUUUAUUGAUCCUCUGGUGGUUCUCGUUAUUGGCAAAUUGAUUUCAAGAUUCUCUUCACCGCACGUAUCUUAUGGGUGUAUCACAUCAGCAACAGACAACAAUGUUGCAAGUCCUUUUGGUGCUGUCAAGGUGUAUCCAUCUCUCAUGGCAUUCAUCAUCAAGUAUCGCUUGGCGAAACGGCUAUCAGAAUUGGUCACUGGGUCGACAUCUCUACAGCAAGGAAUGUGUUCUGAUUACUGGGUGGCAUCAAACAUCGUGGAUCCUCAUAUGACACCGGCUAAGUAUUGCUUUACCAUUACCUCAAAGAUAAAUUAG